AUGUCCAACCAAGCUUUGGAACCACUAGUCGAAGUAGAUCCGUCGAACUUUGAUGAUGAGGAUUUCGAGAAUCGAGAUGCCACGUGGGAAGAUCUCGAAAAUUCCUUGAAAGCCGACGCCAUAGCUGCAGACAGAGUAUUUAAAGCAAAGACAAUGAUCGAAAUGCUGGAACGUAUGGAAGAGUUCUUUAUGAGUAUUUCUCGAAUGUCAAAAGUGUACAUAAGUUACCACAAUUAUGUGAAAAGACUAAUUGAUGAAAAGCAAGGAGAGGAUGAUGAUGACGAGGAGGAAGCGGAGGAGAACAAGGAAAACCGCGCUCGCGGAUAA
Molecule: messenger RNA, 327 nt
Organism: Caenorhabditis remanei
Lineage: Eukaryota; Metazoa; Nematoda; Chromadorea; Rhabditida; Rhabditidae
Exons: 2
Coding region: 1-327 (108 amino acids)
Source: RefSeq, a predicted model, not a curated record